This is a messenger RNA of Argiope bruennichi, 354 nucleotides long. RefSeq lists its product as uncharacterized. Lineage: Eukaryota; Metazoa; Arthropoda; Arachnida; Araneae; Araneidae. The coding region runs from base 1 to 354 and encodes 117 amino acids. The transcript has a single exon. The record is from RefSeq and is a predicted model, not a curated record.
AUGGUUUUUGACGCUUCUUCAAAAGGUAAAGGUUGUAAGUCUUUAAAUGUUUGUCUUACACCUAGUCCGCCUUUGAAUCCUAGAAACCUUGAUGUGCUGUUGAGAUUUAGCGAAUUUGAGUAUGCAUUUUGUAGUGAUAUACAAGGAGCAUUUUUAAAAAUUGGAAUAGCUAAGGAGGAUAGGGAUUAUUUGAGAUUUUUCUGGUUCCCAGAUGACCAGGUUUCGAAGUCUCACAAAAUUCUGAGAAUGACACGCGUACUAUUCGGUGUAACAUCUAGUCCAUUUAUGCUUUCUGCAACCAUUAAAUGCCAUAGUCGUGAAUUAAAAGACAAAAGCAAUAAAUCUACUUCAUGA